UUUCCUUUAUCCUCUCCCUCCUUUUUCCUCUCUUUAUAAGAUCCCGCUAAUCUCGCAAGAAAAAGGAACCCUAGUGAUCGAGGUCACGAAUAGACACAGGAAAGCAGCUCCAGGAUCUCACCUUUUGUGUUCUGACGGACCUUCCGUGCCCUCUCCGGUCUCAUCUCCACCGGGUUCCUCCUCGGCUCGUCGUCGUUUGCCGAUUUCUUGAUCCGGGCCUUACGUGACCGCCGGUGGUCAGGCCGAUGCCGGCGAAGCCGGGGCGGUGAUGGGCUGCGUGGCGUCGAAGAAGACGGUCUCGGUGACCCCGGCAUUGGACUCCUCAGGCGUUCUGAGGGACCACCGCGAGGGAUCGGAGGCGGUCUCGGCUUCUUCGUCGCGGUGCCGCGCCGGGCAGGGAUGCCGAGAGGAGGAGCAGGAGGGCGAGGCGGCUGGAUGCACACAGGGGGAUCCUGGGAAGGCCAGCGCAAUUAGUGGCAGUUUACAGAGCCUUCGGCUGGGGAAUUUUCAUAAGUACAUUGAGGGGGAGCAGGUCGCCGCCGGAUGGCCCGCUUGGCUCAGCGCCGUCGCCGGGGAGGCUAUUCAGGGUUGGGUGCCUUUGAAAGCCGACAACUUUGAGAAGCUGGAGAAGAUUGGACAAGGUACCUACAGCAGUGUGUUUAGAGCACAAGAUCUUGACACCGGAAAGGUUGUUGCUUUAAAAAAGGUGCGGUUUGACAAUUUUGAGCCAGAGAGUGUUAGGUUUAUGGCAAGAGAAAUAUUGAUACUACGGAGACUAGACCAUCCAAAUGUUGUGAAACUCGAAGGACUGAUAACUUCUCGGCUCUCAUGUAGUCUAUAUCUUGUAUUCGAGUACAUGGAACAUGAUCUUGCUGGGCUGUCAGCUUGUCCUGACAUUGAGUUCAGUGAAGCACAGGUUAAGUGCUACAUGCAGCAACUGCUAUCUGGACUUGAACAUUGCCAUUUACGUGGUGUAAUACAUCGUGACAUCAAGGGUGCAAAUCUUCUAGUAAAUAAUGAUGGAGUUCUCAAAAUGGCUGAUUUUGGUCUGGCAAAUUUCUGCAGUACCAAACAUAAACAACCACUGACUAGCCGUGUUGUGACACUAUGGUAUCGUCCUCCUGAGCUACUGUUGGGUUCAACUAAUUAUGAAGUGAGUGUGGAUUUGUGGAGUGUUGGUUGCGUAUUUGCAGAAAUGUUUCUUGGGAAACCAAUUCUGCAAGGAAGAACUGAGGUUGAACAAUUACAUAAAAUAUUCAAGCUUUGUGGUUCCCCUCCAGAUGAGUACUGGAAGAAGUCCAAGUUGCCCCAUGCUACAAUAUUCAAACCUCAUCAUCCUUAUGAGAGUUGUCUUCAGGAUAUGUUCAAGAAUCUGCCAGCAACAGCUAUCAAUUUGUUAGAAACUUUUCUGUCUGUUGAGCCUUACAAGCGUGGCACUGCUUCGUCUGCUCUUGCAUCUGAGUAUUUCAGAACAAAGCCUUAUGCCUGUGAGCCUUCAAGUUUGCCAAAAUAUCCACCUAAUAAAGAGAUCGAUGCAAAGAGUCGUGAGGAGUCACACAGGAGAAGGAUUGAAAGACGACGGCAUGGGCCAGAAGCCAUAACAAGACAACCAGGGGCAUAUAGAGCUUCAAGAGAACCAAGUAAUGCACCAGGCAAAAUAGCAGAGAGCCAAGAGUCACAGAUCAAUCGUCAUGGAGUUACGAGAUCCAAGGUAAAACAAGAACACAUUAGAGUAAAUGGUGAAGCCAGACUCUUAAGUCAAGAGGAUGCUGCUUUCUCGGGUCCCUUGGAUGUUUCUGCUUCUAGUGGCUUUGCAUGGGCUAAAAGGCAGAGAGAAGCUUGUGCAUAUGAUAGAUCUCACAGUAGCUCUAGCUCGAAAAGCCAUGUUUCUGGUGCUGUAGAUCCAUCCAACACUGUGCCAGAUAAAGCUGUUCUGGAACUCGGUACGCACAAGAACGGAGAUGCAGAUGAAACCAGUGCUGGCUCCAAAGGCCAUGACACAUAUGAACAAGCAAAAUGCAAGAUUCUCAAGAAGUGGGCAACUUUAGGACGCCCAGAUUCAUUUGACUCAUCCGACAUACACCAUUCUCAGGACUUCUCCAAAGUGCUUUUCAGGGGAGAUCCGAUCUCAGCAAAACGUAAUUUUUUGGGUCGUCAGGAUGAAGGAGACAGAGUUGAGUUCUCAGGGCCUCUGCUUUCUCAGUCUCACAAGGUUGACGAGCUUCUGCAGAAGCAUGAACGCUACAUUCGUCAAGCAGUUCGGAGAUCAUGGUUUCAAAGAGUUGCAGGGAGAAGACAAAGAAAGUAGAUGGCAAAGGUGUUUGUUUAUGUAGGAGAAGAAGCCCCAGGACAGACAAAAAGUAUCACCUAUGUCAAGCAACGCCUUGGCUAAUUGCAGAAACAAAAUUAGAUUUGACAGACAGCUUCUCCCAGCUAUUCUUGCCAUGAGAUGAUUGUAAAAUGAAAGGUAGCGUCUGUUCUUAGCUCAAGUAUAUUGCCUGCUGAUUUUAGUGAAGAAUAAUAAAUAGUUCGUUCAUGCAGAUUCAUUGAAUGGGUUGUUGCUGGGCACUGAGCUAAUGCCAUGAAUGUAAAAUUCCUUUAACAAUCUUGUACAGAAUUUUUUAGUAGCUGUUUAGCCGUUAGCCUAUCA
Molecule: messenger RNA, 2650 nt
Organism: Musa acuminata subsp. malaccensis (wild Malaysian banana)
Lineage: Eukaryota; Viridiplantae; Streptophyta; Magnoliopsida; Zingiberales; Musaceae
Product: protein IMPAIRED IN BABA-INDUCED STERILITY 1
Biological process (GO): positive regulation of transcription elongation by RNA polymerase II; protein phosphorylation
Cellular component (GO): cyclin-dependent protein kinase holoenzyme complex; nucleus
Molecular function (GO): RNA polymerase II CTD heptapeptide repeat kinase activity; ATP binding
Source: RefSeq, a predicted model, not a curated record